Phytophthora sojae is the source of this 1833-nucleotide messenger RNA. RefSeq lists its product as hypothetical. Lineage: Eukaryota; Oomycota; Peronosporomycetes; Peronosporales; Peronosporaceae. The record is from RefSeq and is a predicted model, not a curated record. Bases 1 to 1833 code for a protein of 610 amino acids. Gene Ontology annotation, molecular function: mRNA binding; protein binding. The transcript is spliced from 3 exons. Gene Ontology annotation, biological process: mRNA processing.
AUGAGAGGCUUGGGGCGCUUGGCGCUGGGCCGCGCGCUGCGGCGUCCCGAGGCGCUGGCGCGGCACGGAGGCGCCGCCGUGAACGCUCUGCAAGUGCAGACGCGGGCGUUCUCCAGGUUCCGGGCCAUGGACGCGCUGUACGAGGGACAGGACUACUCCCGCCAGGUGGAGAAGAAGUUUAGCGAGCUGUCGGGCAAGACGCCGUGGGAGCCCGAUAUCAAGUACCUGGAGGGCGUCAAGAGCCGCUGGCAGGGGCCCGAGCCCACGCUGAACGAACUGGUGCGCGAUGACGUACCCACGGCCCGCAACCUCUUCCGGAACGUGCUGCAGCGCCGCUACCCGAAGGAUAUGGGCAUGUGGAACAAGUGGGGCGUCAUGGAGUGGAAGGCGGGCAACUACGGAUUGGCGCGCAUGAUCUUCUCCAAGGCGUCGCGGAUCUCGUUCGACGCCGAGCUGUGGACCUCGUGGGCGUCCAUGGAGCUGGAGGCGAAGAAUAUGCAGGAAGCCAAACGCAUCUUCAAGGUGAUUUUGGCGACAGAUUCGCACAACCCCAUGGCGGGGCUGGGGAUGGCGCUGUGGGAAGUUCAAGCGGGACACCCCGAUGAAGCUCGCGAGAAGUUCCAGGAGCUGCUGGAGGAACACCCGAAGGACGUGUUGAUUAUGCAGGCUUAUGGUGUAUUUGAGGCCAAGUGUCAGCAUGUUGGAUUGGCACGCAGUAUCUUUCAGAAUGCUGUCUCUCACCCGAGAGCUACGGGCCAAGUCUGGCACGCAUGGGCCAAGGCGGAGUAUGACGCUGGGCUGUACAAGAACGCACUGGCAGUGAUUGCAACGGCCUUCGAGCGAUUUCCCACACACAAGUGGCUUAUUCUUCUCGGUGCAAUGGCCCACUUCAAGCUUGGCGAUGUGUACGAAGCACGUCGCGCGUACAGGCGCCUUAUUGAUGGCGGGCUCUACGUGGAGGCGUCGGCCUACAACUCGUAUGCUAAAAUGGAGGAGGAACUGGGCAAUGAGGACGCAGCAGUGGGCUUGUACAUCGAGGCCUUGGAGCAGUACCCCGACCACGUGCCCAGUAUGAUGUCUCUGGCUGUUCUGUACAAAAAGCGCAAUCGUAUGCGCAAUGCGCGCAAGGUAUUCGAGAACGCGCUACAAAAUCUGCAGCAUACUGGUCCAGUGCUGCAAGCAUUUGGUGGUUUCGAGGAGCAGCAUGGAGAGCUUGACAACGCGCGGGAGCUUUACGACGAGGCGACGAAGGUGCAGCCUACGGUUAUCGAGUCGUGGCGAGCGUUGGCGCGUGUGGAGGCAAGGUUGAAGAAUUACGAAGCAGCGCGCUCGGUGCUCACGAUGGCAAGCCAGCAUGUACCCAAUGACGCACCUCUGCUGAUCGAGCUGGCCAAGAUUGAGCAACGGAAUCGGCGGUUCCCAGCCGCCCGUGCAGCACUGGAAAAGGCACUGAAGAUUGAUCCUUCAGAUGCGUCAGUGUGGAACUUGCGCGCCUUGUUGGAGCUACCGUUGGACCCGGAACGUGCUAAAACGAUUGUGGAAAGUGCCUUGUCCGAGGUUCCCGAAUACGAGAAAACUAGCUGGAGCAUUCUGAUGUGCACGUAUGGACGCACAUUUGCAGCUUUGGGAGAUUUCCAGCAGGCUGUUGCAGCUUUUCAGCGGUCGUUCAAGCUGCGUCCGAAGAACUGGGAGACGCACUUGAUUUACGCUGAUAGUGUAUUAACGCCGAAUGAAGCGUGGAGCGAAGCCGCAAUGGCUAAGGCCAAGCAGUACAAGCACGCCGCAGAAGGCGACGACGACGAUGAUGACCAUCAUGAGGAAGAGAGCUCGUAA